AAAUAUUUGAACAUCCAGAGUUGUCAAAAAUCAUUCAAAAAAUAAUCAAAACAAACGCAUUGAGCAGCAUAAAGCACAAGUUUAAAGAUAAUAAUGGAACCAGCAGUUGUUGAAAUGAUUACAGACGAUAUUGUGACUAAGGAACCAAAAGAUCCAAUAGUUUUACAGCAAUCAUCAGCAUUGAGCUUACUAGCUCAAUAUUCAGAUUCAGACGAUGAAAAUGACAAUGAAGAGGAAGUAAAAGAGCCAGAAAAUCAUAGCAAUCAAUACAGAACAGCUGAAUUAGAAAGUUCAUCGAGUAGUUCCAGUGACGAUUCAGACGAAGAAAUUGAUGUAAAGGAGAUAAAAAAGAAAUUAGAGACAGUAGCAUCAGAUGACGAUUCUGAGAAUGAAGAUCCAGCCAAAGAAAAGAAGAAGAAACAGCCACUAAAAGUCAGAGGAGAAUUUUUAUUGGAAGACUUACCACCAAUUCAGGACCUUGACCUCAAGGUUGAUGAGAAGGAAUGUCUAGAAAUAGGAACAAUCACAUCAGUUGUUGAUCAAUUGGUUCUAGUUGAAGCAUAUCCACAUUCAGCAGCUCUUGACAUUGAUUCUGUGCUAUUUUUGGAUAAUGGAAAGAAAGCUUUAGGUCAGGUUUUUGAUGUUAUAGGUCAAGUAUCGACGCCAAUUUAUUGCAUUAGAUUUAAUACACAUGAAGAUAUAGUAACGAAGAAUAUCACAGUUGGAACUAAGGUAUUUUGUGCACCAAGAACAGAAUAUGCAAAUUUCGUGAUAAUUUCAAAGAUCAUGGGUAGAGGAUCUGAUGCAAGCUGGAAAAAUGAUAUUGAAAUUCCUGAUAAUAUGAUUGAAUACUCGGAUGACGAGGAAGAAAGAAGUGCUAGAAAACAAAAGAAGAAUCCAGAUCAACAAGUGGCAGCACCAAGACGAAGGAAUCAAUCACAAAACUACAGCUGGCAUAAUCAGAUCAAUAAUCAGCCACCACCUAGCAAUUGGCACAAUCAACAACAACACCCUCAGCCACAAUUUCAGAACUAUAAUUAUUAUCCACAAAAUCCAUAUAGCCAAUAAUUAUUAAAAUAAAGUAAAUCAGGUUUUAUUCUCUUAAAGAUUAAAGUGUGUGGUAAAUAACAUUACAUGCUUAAUUAAAUUAUCUUAUAUUAUUUGGAUACAUGAAUGAUCUAUUUCGU
Chironomus riparius is the source of this 1187-nucleotide messenger RNA. NCBI's taxonomy places the organism in Eukaryota, Metazoa, Arthropoda, Insecta, Diptera, Chironomidae. The record is from the annotation of a GenBank genome assembly.